Molecule: messenger RNA, 1190 nt
Organism: Schistocerca gregaria
Lineage: Eukaryota; Metazoa; Arthropoda; Insecta; Orthoptera; Acrididae
Gene: mRpL2
Product: 39S ribosomal protein L2, mitochondrial
Exons: 4
Coding region: 177-1085 (302 amino acids)
Biological process (GO): cytoplasmic translation
Cellular component (GO): ribosome
Molecular function (GO): structural constituent of ribosome; RNA binding
Source: RefSeq, a predicted model, not a curated record
AUGGCUGCAAUGUGCAUUGGCCGAAGUUUCGACUGCUGGAGGGGGCGGAUGUUUGUUAUGAAUAGUGAAGUGAUGUUGUGUAUGGGUUAGUUAUACGUUGACAGAUAACUAUUUUAUAAUUUUGGGGCUGGCAUAAGGAACAUUCUUCAUAUAGGAUUAUUCUGCCAUUUCCACUAAUGUCGUGGUUUCAGAAACUUUCAGUGCGUUCUUUACAAAAUGUUGUAUGUGGACUGAAUCAGUUCCUCAAACCCCUUGAAAAUGUGCCAGUAAGAUGGAAAUCAAAAGUGAGUCACCUUGAAGUUCCAAAACCAGGAGUAAAAGGAAAAUCAUACCGUCGGAUAGUUCAUUACGAAGAAAAGUAUACUGUUAAACCCCUCAGAGUCACAAAUUUGGGUGGACGUGAUCCAGUUACAGGUCGCCUUGUUGCAAAGGGUAUAGGUGGAGGAAUUAAACACAAGUAUCACUGGAUUGAUUGGAAAAGGAUAGGCCCUUCUUCAGGGCCACCUCUGGUUGAAAGAGUUCUCCAGAUUUUGGUUGAUGGUUGCAGAACGGCACACAUUGCUCUUGUUGGCAGUGGUGAUAACCUUAGGUACAUUCUAGCCACAGAAAACAUGAAAGAAGGUGAUCUCAUAAAAACAUCAUCAGAGAUACCAAGGAUUGCAGUUCGAGCAAAUGAAGGCGAUGCAUAUCCCCUUGGUGCAUUGCAAGUAGGCACACAAGUUCAUUGUGUGGAAAAAUACCCUGGUUUGGGUGGAUUUUUUGUUCAUGCUGCUGGAACAUAUGCAACAGUUUUACGAAAAACAGGUGAUAGAGUAAUUAUACAGCUGCCAUCAAAACGAGAAGUCUCUCUUGCUCAAGAAUGCAUGGCUACUGUUGGUAGAUUAUCCAAUGUUAUGCAUGGAAAAACUCCAAUUGGAAGCGCAACAAGAAAUCGAGAACUAGGAAACCGACCACGAUCUGGACUAUGGCAAAGGAAAGAUGGACGCCAUGGUCGCAAGAUAAGGCGUCUGCCUCCAGUCCGAGUAAUUGGAGAAGCUGCCCCGAAACCUCCAACUCCGAUUCAUCUGACACUGAAUAUUGCUUAGUUUAUGCAUUGUACUUUUGCAGAUUUUUAAGUGUCUAAUGAGCAACAUAAAUGUACAGGUUGUGAAAUAUUAAAAACUGAAAUAUUUAUAUAUUAGUAAAUGACA